AUGAAUUUAUUACCUAAAAAAUCAUGGAAUGUUUAUAAUGCAAAAAAUAAAGAAAAAGUUCAAAGAGAUGAAAGAGAACAUCAAGAGAAAUUAGAAAAAGAAAGAAAAAGGCAACAAGAGAUUCAAAGUGAAUUAAGAUAUAAACAUUUAAAAGAUGAAUCAAAGAAAAGAAAAUCAAUUGAAAAUGAUGAAGAAAAUCAAUAUAAUAAUAAUAAUAACAACGAUAAAGAUGUAAAAAAUGAAAUUAAUAAAACUAUAAAUAAUAAUAAUAAUAAUAAUAAUAAUAGUGAUAAUAAUAACAAUAAUAAUAAUGCCUCAUUAAUGAAUAUUUUUGAAGGUAUUCAAGAUGUGGUUUUUAUAAGUGGUAAAUUUAAAAAUGGUAAUCUAAAUAAAGAACCUAUUGACCCCAAUAGAAUUUCAAACAUUAAAUUAGGUGAAAGUUCAUAUGAAUAUAAUAGACAAAAACCAUUUUGGGAAUUAGAAACAAAUAACGAUUAUGAUAAAAGCAAUAAAGGUUCAGAAGAUUAUAGAAAAGAUAGAAAAGAAUGGAAAAAACAAAAAAGAGAAAAUUGGAUAAAAGAAAAAGAGGAUCCAAUUCAUAUAGUUGAUAAGGCACUAGGAAAAGAAAAAAGGUUAACUUCUUCCUCCUCUUCUUCCUCUUCCAUAUCUAAAACCUCUGCAUCAUCUUCCUCUUCAACCAAAAAAACAAUAGAACAAUUAAGAAAAGAAAGAAUUGAAAGAGAACAAAAUGAAAGAAAAAAAGAGGAUAUUUUAAGAAAUCAGAAUUCAACAUCAUCAAAUGAUAAUAAUGAACUAUCUACAUUUUCAUAUUUAAAGUAUAGUGGUGGUCAAAUCUCUUCAAAAAAAAAAUAA
Messenger RNA from Dictyostelium discoideum AX4, 873 nucleotides. RefSeq lists its product as hypothetical. The record is from RefSeq and is a predicted model, not a curated record. NCBI's taxonomy places the organism in Eukaryota, Evosea, Eumycetozoa, Dictyosteliales, Dictyosteliaceae. The transcript has a single exon. Bases 1 to 873 code for a protein of 290 amino acids.